AUGACCCAAGGCCGGCCCGGCAUCACAAGGUCCCAUGUUUCCCGCCAUCUCCGCCCUGCAUCUCCAACUCCAACCGCCGGACAUCAGCCCAACCGAACCCCCCCAUCCGCCGCCGCGCCGACCCAUCCCAUUACAUCGGCUCUGGCCCUCGCCCGCGAGCCUCGUCUCCUUCGUUCCGGCACGUCACCCCGCGUCGGCGUCGCCUCUUUUUUCUCCUGCCCGGCAGCUGUCAUCGUGGCCGCGCUUCUGCAGGCUCGUGCCGUCCCGCCUGCCGCAUCUCCACCCUGUCACGCACACGCCUCGUUUCCUCGACUCGCGCCAUCCAGCCACCACCCGUCGGUCAAUCGCCCAAGGGACGCUCUGCGGCGCGGUAGCGGACACGACAACGCUUGCGACCACGCCCGCCGUUGGCAGCAUCUAGCUUUGACGCCUCCACGUACACGUACGCCUCCACCGUCACCGACACCGGCACUGGAAAGGCCCCUUCCCACCACCCCGUCGCACAGUCCUCGCGUCGCACAGACUGCAUCUCGGAGCCUGACAUCGCGCCAGCCUGCUGCCGGCUAUGCUGUGAGGCGUCUUCCUCGCAACCCGCUCGGCUCCUCGUCACCAGCACCUCGCGCGCUGCUGCACCGCCUUCGCCGUCGCGAAUUGUUACCUGUCGCCUCGUGUCCGACACUGCAGAUCCCAUCGCCGCACUGCAUCCCACGCCACCAUGAGCGCAGGCUCAUUCCCGCGCGUCGCAGUCUCGCCCGACGAGCUUGCGCGCUUCACCGAGAUCAUCGACGGUAUCCUCGCCACCGCCGACCUCGAGACCAUCUCGCGAAAAAAGGUCCGCCAGGGUCUCGAGGCCUCCCUCGGCGGACGCGACCUGACCGACCAAAAGGUGCGAUUGAUGCCAUCAAGCGACUCAUCGAGGCCCGCUUCGAUGCCGUGUCUGGCGCCAACGUAAACGACGCCCCCGCCUCGUCUGUGCCGGACCCGUCCCCGAAUAAGAGGCCCGCCGCCAACGGCGUCUCCGACUCUGCCGAGACGGACCCCUCUGCCUCUCCCGAGCCGGCCAAGAAGAAGGCGAAGCGGUCAACGCCCUCGGAGGAUGCCGACGCGCGCCUCGCUGCGGCCCUGCAAGCGCAGGAAAACAGCCUCGCACGAGCGCGCUCGACUCGCGGCGGUGGCGACCGCACCAAGGUGGUCAAGAAGAAGAAGGCACCCCGGAAGAAGAGCGCCAAGAAGGUCGGCGAGGACGACGACAGCGAGGUCGACGGCAGCGCGGACUCUGCCCCCAAGCGCAAGGGCGGCGGUGGCUUCCAGAAGCCCUUUAUCCUCAGCGCGACCCUGUCUGAGCUCUGCGGCGAGACCCAGGUAGGCCACCCCGUUUGGUCAAGGUCAAGCAUAACGGGUGUUAACGAGCCGACGCAGCUCUCGCGCCCGCAGGUGGUCAAGAAGCUGUGGGAACACAUCAAGGCCAACGACCUGCAGGACCCCAAGGACAAGCGCCAGAUUCGAUGCGACGACAAGAUGCAGGCCGUGUUCAAGCAGGCCAGGGUGGACAUGUUUCGCAUGAACAAGGAAAUAGGGCACCACCUCUACCCGGUCGGCGAGGAGUGA
Purpureocillium lilacinum is the source of this 1608-nucleotide messenger RNA. NCBI's taxonomy places the organism in Eukaryota, Fungi, Ascomycota, Sordariomycetes, Hypocreales, Ophiocordycipitaceae. The record is from RefSeq and is a predicted model, not a curated record.